GCCCCGCCCCCCCGGGCCCGGGCCCGCCGCCGCCAUGUCGCGGGGGCCGGUGCGGGUGCUGCGGCUGGGGCUGCGGCCCUACGCCGAGGCGCUGCGGGUGCAGGAGCGGUGCGUGCGGGCGGCGCGUGCGGCGCGGGACGGGCCCGGAUCCCCCCCCGGCUCCGGGUCCGGGUCCGGGUCCCCCCCCGGGGAGAGCGUGGUGCUGAGCGAACCGGCGGGUCCCGUCUACGCGUGGGGGCUGCGGGGCGCCCCGGAGGCGGCGGCGGCGGCGCGGCUGCGGGCGCGGGGCGCGGGGCUGGCGGCGGCGCGGCGGGGCGGCCGCAUCACCUUCCACGGGCCCGGGCAGCUCCUCGCCUUCCCCGUGCUCGACCUGCGGCGCCGGCGGCUGCCGCUGCGCGGGUACGUGGGGGCGCUGGAGGCGCUGGUGCUGCGGCUCUGCCGCCGCCUCGGCCUGCCCGCCGCCCGCGGCCUGCCGCCGCCGCUCACCGGCGUCUGGGUGGGCGACAGCAAGCUCUGCGCCAUCGGGGUGCACUGUGGGAACCACAUCACCUCCCAUGGGCUGGCGCUGAACUGCUGCACCGACCUCACCUGGUUCGACCACAUCGUCCCCUGCGGGCUGGAGGGGAAAGGCGUCACCUCGCUGAGCCGCGAGCUGGGACGGCACGUCACCGUCGACCAUGUCCUUCAGCCCUUCCUCGACUCCUUCCAGGAGGUGUUUGACUGCACUUUGGUCUUUUCGGAAGAAUCCGGGGACUAGGAGAGCUGCGGCGCCUCAGCUCGGUGUUUCGGCAAACCCUCGGCGUGGCUGGCGAACGGCGCGGCAGCCGCUUGGGGCUUUUAUUGCGAGAUGAGCUCUCGUGUCUUUGCCUGUAGACGGUGUGUGAACAGUGGCGCAGGGGUUCGGGCUGUUGCUUAAACAUCCAAACCUCCAGUGGGGAUGCUCUCCCCACUCCCGUGGGGCUCUGUCCCUCCGCUGAGACCUCCGAGGGUACCGUGUCCCUGCCACUCGCUGGGGAAAUGCCCAAACAGGCACUUUUGUGUGGUUUUUCUGCCUCUCUCUCCCCAAAGUCAAAAAUCUCUGUGAACGUUCAUGCGCCCUUUGGGCAAGAGGAGGAGGGACCGGUCGGUGGAGCGUCUUUCCCUCACUGCUGCAUAAAAAGAGACCGAUUUUGUAUAAAGCGAGUUGUGGGAAGCUUC
This is a messenger RNA of Phalacrocorax carbo (great cormorant), 1197 nucleotides long. NCBI's taxonomy places the organism in Eukaryota, Metazoa, Chordata, Aves, Suliformes, Phalacrocoracidae. The record is from RefSeq and is a predicted model, not a curated record.